Messenger RNA from Trichomonas vaginalis G3, 588 nucleotides. RefSeq lists its product as uncharacterized. The coding region runs from base 1 to 588 and encodes 195 amino acids. The record is from RefSeq and is a predicted model, not a curated record. The transcript has a single exon. Lineage: Eukaryota; Parabasalia; Trichomonadida; Trichomonadidae.
AUGAUCCAUUACGGAUGUAUUUACACCUCAUCUCGCGUGAAUUUUACAAAAUCAAUCAAUACAGCUUAUGGCCCAUUUGAAAAUGGUCUAAUUAUCAAGUUCUUUAGAGGAAAUAUUACGACACUUCAAUGGUGGUGGAAUUAUGAAAUUCCAGGCCAUCAUAUCUUCCUUGCCCACAGAAUUAAUAGAUAUUUAGAUCCACAAGUAGUUUCUAUCAGAAUUCCUGAAGCACAUUCUCCAUGGAUUGAUAAAUCUUCCACUUCUUCUUUGAUGUGGAUUAAUGAAGCGACAGAACUAUAUAAUUCCAUUGGAGAAAAACUUCCAACAGCAUCAUUAGAUAUAAUUAAUGCGAAGAAGCUUGAUAUUCCUGUACAAAAGACCAAGAAAAAACCAUUUUUCUUAAAACUAUUUAAAGAUGAUCCAAAUGUUCAACCAUCUCGCUUUUACCUUGAAUUUCAUGAGAUAACAGAUCAACAGUUCUAUCUUCAGUGCGUAUUGAUAAUAUUAUCUUCAAUUGGAUUUGUUGCUUACGCAUUAACUGCUUCUAAUAGGAGGCAGCCAUGGCCAAUCUUUUCUCUUAGCUUUUGA